CCACCGUACCCACAUUCUCAGCUCUCCAAUAUUAUAGCCCACUUUCCUAAUCUAUAUUCUCUAUCGAAUUCUAUAUAGCAUCCAAAUUCACUUCAUUCUCACCUUUUUAUCCGGCGAAGUUUCCGAUCAUCGCCGGCGCACCCAAAAUUCACCGCAUAUCUCUGACUUAAUUGAUCUCGUCUCUAUACACAGACAUGAAUCCCGAGUAUGACUAUCUGUUCAAACUAUUGCUCAUCGGAGAUUCGGGAGUCGGGAAAUCAUGUCUCCUUUUGCGUUUUGCUGAUGAUUCAUACUUAGAAAGCUACAUUAGCACCAUCGGUGUGGACUUUAAAAUUCGCACUGUGGAACAGGAUGGGAAAACAAUUAAGCUUCAAAUCUGGGAUACUGCUGGGCAAGAACGUUUUAGGACCAUUACCAGCAGCUACUAUCGUGGAGCUCAUGGCAUCAUUGUUGUUUAUGAUGUGACAGAUCAAGAAAGUUUCAACAAUGUGAAGCAAUGGUUGAGUGAGAUUGAUCGAUAUGCUAAUGAGAAUGUAAACAAGCUUCUUGUUGGCAACAAAUGUGAUCUGACAUCUCAAAAAGUCGUGUCAUAUGAAACAGGGAAGGCUUUUGCUGAUGAGAUUGGAAUUCCAUUUCUUGAAACAAGUGCCAAGAGUUCCACCAAUGUGGAAGAGGCUUUUAUGGCAAUGACUGCUGAAAUUAAAAACAGGAUGGCAAGCCAGCCAGCAAUGAACAAUGCUAGACCUCCAACUGUUCAAAUCCGAGGACAACCAGUGAACCAGAAGUCAGGUUGCUGCUCAUCUUGAAGAGGAUACACAUUUUGGUGGUCAAUGUUCCGACAGUAUGCAUGUUCGUUUCCAUUCAUGCAAGCUUCAGGGUCGUGUACUUAUUGAUCACAAAAUGUUUCUUAUCCCCACAUGACCACAUCCCUUUGUUGAAACUUCUAUUCUUUUCGAUGUAAACUUAAAUCAGGGCUUGUACAAAGUAGGAUAAGAUUGUUGAAUGUCUAUUAUGUUUAUACUGUUUUCCAACUUGCAUCUUUUUGCGAGUUGUAAUUUGGCAAAUGUUCAAGAUACUUUUUCCCUUUUAUAUCAACAACAUUCCGUGUGUUUAUGAUGAAUACAAGUUAACCUGAGGUCUGUUUGACUUUUA
Messenger RNA from Erigeron canadensis, 1152 nucleotides. RefSeq names its product ras-related protein RABD2c. Bases 195 to 806 code for a protein of 203 amino acids. The record is from RefSeq and is a predicted model, not a curated record. NCBI's taxonomy places the organism in Eukaryota, Viridiplantae, Streptophyta, Magnoliopsida, Asterales, Asteraceae. The transcript has 8 exons. Gene Ontology annotation, molecular function: GTPase activity; GTP binding.